AUGAUAUUAAAAUUAAUUAUAGUGCUUUCAAUAGUGUUAAUAACAAAAUCAACCGAUGGUAAUGGCGAAACCAGCACAGAAACAGUGGAUGAAGAGAACUAUAUAUAUAAAAUAGAAAACAUAGAAGCUAACUUCCAAAAACCAAGUAAGACAAAUAACAAUAUUAGACGGCUGAGAUCAAACUUUCAUAACCCCUACGUUAAUUUGAUAUCAGAAAUAAUAGGAACCGGUUUUGGAUCAAAGAAUUUGGAUUUCUUCGACUUUUUGAGAGACAAAUAUCCCUUGCCUGGAGGCCUAAAAACACCUUUACCGGAGUACGAUUUUGUGAUCAUUGGCGCAGGCUCAGCCGGCAGUGUACUAGCUUCGAGGCUUACUGAGAACCGCAACAUAAGCGUACUCCUUAUUGAGACCGGGAAGCCGGAGAUGCUUUUGACUGAUUUACCAGCAAUGGCGCCAUACUUUCAGUCGACUGAUUACGCCUGGCAGUAUUACAUGGAGCACCAACCGGGAGUUUGUAUGGGCAUGAAAAACGAGCGUUGUUUUUGGCCUCGAGGUAACGCUGUUGGAGGUUCGAGUGUUAUUAACUACAUGAUUUACACACACGGCAGACCUCAAGACUGGGACCGCAUUGCAGCCAACGGCAACUACGGGUGGUAA
This is a messenger RNA of Parnassius apollo (apollo), 657 nucleotides long. The record is from the annotation of a GenBank genome assembly. Lineage: Eukaryota; Metazoa; Arthropoda; Insecta; Lepidoptera; Papilionidae.